This is a messenger RNA of Condylura cristata (star-nosed mole), 2196 nucleotides long. It is a transcript of the gene NARS2, whose product is annotated as asparaginyl-tRNA synthetase 2, mitochondrial (putative). Bases 347 to 1780 code for a protein of 477 amino acids. Gene Ontology annotation, biological process: asparaginyl-tRNA aminoacylation. The record is from RefSeq and is a predicted model, not a curated record. Gene Ontology annotation, cellular component: mitochondrion. Gene Ontology annotation, molecular function: asparagine-tRNA ligase activity; nucleic acid binding; ATP binding. NCBI's taxonomy places the organism in Eukaryota, Metazoa, Chordata, Mammalia, Eulipotyphla, Talpidae. The transcript is spliced from 14 exons.
UGAUGACGUAGUGGUAGUGGUAGCGCGUGUUUCAGCUGGGUUUGGGGUCGAGAUGUAUUCUUAGAAGCGACGCGGGACCGUGGGGGUGUCCGAGUUGACUCCCCCGCGUAGAUUCCUUUUGGCGUCCCCGCUAAAUGUGAUAUUUUUUUUCCAACCAGUCGGGAGAGGGAAACGGAGCCGAGGUUCUUUGGGGACAGAGCCGGGGCCUGGGAAGGGAAGGGAACAACUACGAGCAAAAAGGGGCGUCUGGGGGCUGGGUGGGGAAGAGUGGGGAGGGUCCCUGCGCUUUGGGGCCCAACAGUGCGGCAUCCAGGCAGGUCGGAGAAGGGCCUGGGGCAGCGGCGCGAUGUUGGGGGCCCGGUGCCUGCUCCGAACGCUGCGCUUCUGUUCCACUGCUACCUGCCCGAGGCACACAACUUCCACCAAAUUGAGCGUGCGGGAGGCUCUCGGGUCUCAGAACGCGAGUGGGGAGCGCGUUAAGGUCCAGGGAUGGAUUCGUUCAGUCCGUUCCCAGAAGGAAGUCUUGUUCCUGCAUGUAAAUGAUGGAUCGUGUUUGGAAAGCCUUCAGGUUGUAGCAGAUUCAAGCUCUGACACUAGAGACCUAGCUUUUGGAAGUUCUGUGGAAGUUCAAGGGCAGCUGGUAAAGAGUCCAUCCAAAAGGCAAAAUGUGGAACUGAAAGCAGAAAAAAUUGAAGUUGUUGGAAAUUGUGAUGUCAAGGCUUUCCCUUUUAAAUAUAAAGAGAGGCAUCCUCUGGAGUAUCUGAGACAAUAUCCUCACCUUAGAUGUAGGACUAAUGUCCUGGGUUCUAUAUUGCGGGUUCGCAGUGAAGCCACGGCUGCUAUUCAUUCUUUCUUCAAGGACAGUGGCUUUGUGCAUAUCCAUACUCCAGUAAUCACAUCUAAUGAUUGUGAGGGGGCUGGAGAACUUUUUCAGGUUGAACCUUCAAGCAAAAUAAAGCUACCUGAGGAGAAUUUCUUCAAUGUUCCUGCUUUCUUAACUGUCUCAGGACAACUUCACCUAGAAGUGAUGUCAGGAGCUUUUACUCAAGUGUUCACCUUUGGUCCUACAUUCCGAGCAGAGAAUUCUCAGAGUCGGAGACACCUGGCAGAGUUUUAUAUGGUAGAAGCAGAAAUUUCUUUUGUUGAAAGCCUUGGAGACCUCAUGCAGGUGAUGGAGGGUCUCUUUAAGACUGCCACAAUGUCAAUUCUCUCCAGUUGUCCUGAAGAUAUUGAACUAUGUCACAAAUUCAUAGCUCCUGGCCAGAAGGACAGACUAGAACAUAUGCUGAAAAACAACUUUUUAAUCAUUUCUUACACUGAAGCAGUGGAGAUCUUAAAGCAGGCAUCCCAGAACUUCACUUUCACCCCAGAGUGGGGUGUGGAUCUACACACUGAACAUGAAAAGUAUCUAGUGAAGCACUGUGGCAACAUACCAGUCUUUAUUGUUAAUUAUCCAUUAACGCUCAAGCCUUUCUACAUGAGGGAUAAUGAAGAUGGCCCUCAGCACACAGUUGCUGCUGUUGAUCUUCUGGUUCCUGGAGUUGGAGAACUCUUUGGAGGAAGCCUCAGAGAAGAACGGUACCAUUUCUUAGAGCAGCGACUGGCAAGAUUAGGACUAACAGAAAUAUACCAGUGGUAUCUGGACCUCCGUCGAUUUGGAUCUGUGCCACAUGGAGGCUUUGGGAUGGGAUUUGAACGCUAUCUGCAGUGUAUCUUGGGAGUUGACAAUAUCAAAGAUGUUAUCCCUUUUCCAAGAUUUACUCAUUCAUGUCUUUUAUAGCUGGAAGACUGCUUAAAGAAAAUCACCACAUGCCAGAGGUACUCCAUAUGAAUGUACAUAUAGGAAAAUGUAUACUUGAAUUUUAGAAAUGCAGAUAUUUGGGAUAUGGAAUGGUCAUGCCAUAAGGUAUAACAUAUGAAAAAUAGAAGUGAUCAUGACUUCUUAAAAAAUUGAGGACAAUUCUUGGAAUGAUGAAGUCCCUCAAGGAAAGGUUCUUAUGGCAAGUGGAACCUCUCAAAUCUGUUAUGUCAAUAAGAAAUGAAGAAAAGCUACUAGAAGAAAUGCAAAUGCCCUUUCAAACUCUAAUAAGACAGGAUGAAAUAGUGCAUUUACUUUGCUUUACUCAUUAGAUCACUGCCAUGUGUGAUCUUUGAGAAACAAGAAGUAGCUACAAAUAAAACAUUAUUUGGAUCUUU